AUGUGCCCUGUAGUGGAAGAGGAAGAGAGUUUGAAGGAUGUGGACAUACGAGACGAUUACACCGAUACGGACUGCAGCCUACCACGGCUCAGACCAUCUCCCAAGAAGCGCAGCCGUCUGGAAGGUAACGCCGCUGGUCGCGCAUCAAUGGCACAACUGGUGGUGAACCAAGACGUGACACCGAAGGGGAGAAGCGCUGUUGGUGGAGGAAGAUCUAGAAGCUUGAACCCGGCGCCGACUCGUCGAGGAGCUGCUGCUAGGCGUCUGACAGGAACUCGAUCGGUCGCUGAUAUCCAAGCUGAUCAUGCGGCAGCUGAAAUGGAUACCGUCGUGAAGAAAGCAGUGGCCGGUAUUGUACAGUCCAUCAGAAUUAAAGCCAUCGAGAUGAUCGAACAGGAGCUACUGCCCACCGUCGAGGCGAUGGCGGAGGCUGGUAUCAGAGAGGCUCUGGCUACUGGCACCUCGGAUGGUCGCCGAACACGAUCAAGCUCAUUGGACAUAGUCGUCGAGUCGCCGACCUCUCAGCGUAAGGAUUGA
Messenger RNA from Perkinsus marinus ATCC 50983, 537 nucleotides. RefSeq lists its product as hypothetical. The record is from RefSeq and is a predicted model, not a curated record. NCBI's taxonomy places the organism in Eukaryota, Perkinsozoa, Perkinsida, Perkinsidae. The coding region runs from base 1 to 537 and encodes 178 amino acids. The transcript is spliced from 6 exons.